AUGGCGGUCAAAAUCGAUAGUGUGUCCAACAACCCUGACCAAAUUGCCCAAAUCCAGGCAGCCAAUGGCAACACCCUCCCCCUGUCCGACCAGGAAAAGACCACUCUCGACCAGCUCGAAUUCUCCGCAGGCGACAGAAUUGUGCUCACCGAAGAUGACUGCUACGAGGAACUCGGCUUUUGCUUCCCAUCCUGGAAGAAAUGGACCAUCCUCACCAUCAUCUUCUUGGUUCAGGUCUCCAUGAACUUCAAUACUAGUCUAUACUCGAACGCCCUGGGCGGGAUCUCGGAGGAAUUCGGAGUCAGCAUGCAAGCCGCCCGGUGCGGUGCCAUGAUCUACCUGGUUACCUACGCGUUUGGUUGCGAACUCUGGGCCCCUUGGAGCGAGGAACUCGGUCGCAAGCCCAUCCUGCAGCUUAGUAUGCUGCUCGUGAAUAUCUGGCAGCUGCCCGUUGCCCUGGCGCCCAACUUUGCAACCGUGAUGAUCGGUCGUGCUUUCGGAGGGAUAAGUCUGGCAGGUGGUUCGGUGACACUCGGAAUGGUGGCAGAUCUGUGGGAACCCGAGGACCAACAAUACGCCGUCGCGUUCGUGGUGUUUUCGUCGGUCGGUGGCUCCGUCCUCGGCCCUGUGGUUGGAGGAUUUGUGGAACAGUACCUGCACUGGCGAUGGGCCAUGUGGAUUCAGCUGAUCUUCGGAGGCUUUACGCAACUGAUGCACCUGGCCUUCGUGCCCGAAACCCGCACCUCCAUCAUCAUGGACAACAUCGCCAAGAAGCGGCGCAAGAACGGCGACACGAAGGUUUACGGCCCGAAUGAGGUUCUCUCCUUCAAGGAGCGUUUCUCCAUGCGCGAGAUCUUGAUCACCUGGAUCCGCCCCUUUAGGAUGUUCGUGACCGAGCCCAUCGUCUUGACGCUUUCUCUUCUCAGCGGUUUCAGCGACGCCCUUAUCUUCAUGUUCAUUCAAUCUUUCUCCUUGGUGUACGCCCAAUGGGACUUUAGCCCCGUAGCCAUUGGCCUUUCGUUCUGCGCUAUCUUGGUCGGCUACGUCGCCGCAUGGUUCUCGUUCUUCCCGGCCAUCCGGAGAAACGAGGCCCAGCGCCACUCUAAGCCGGAUGACGAGCACGCCCAGUAUGAGAGCCGCCUCUGGUGGCUGCUCUACACUGCGCCUUGCCUUCCUAUUGGGCUGAUUGGUUUUGCGUGGACUUCAUCUGGCCCACCAUUGCAUUGGAUCGGAUCGAUGGUUUUCGCGGCCAUUGUGGGCAUCGCCAACUACGCCAUCUACAUGGCGACGAUCGACUACAUGAUUUGUGCUUACGGGCCUUACUCUGCGUCUGCUACCGGUGGCAAUGGAUUUGCUCGUGAUUUCCUUGCUGGUGUCCUCACUGUGCCGGCGACGCCGUUCUUCACCAAUAUCGGAGGUGAACGCCAUCUUGAAUACGCUUCGACUAUCUUAUUCUGCAUCUCCGUCGUCCUUGUCGUUUCCGUCUACGUGAUUUACUGGUACGGACCGACCCUGCGAAAGCGCUCGCCGUUCGCGCAACAACUUUCCAACGCUCGUGCCGAAGGUGCUCUCAACAGCCGUCGUCCUUCCACGGCGAACAUCGGAUCGCGGAACGUGUCUAGGAGAAACAGUCUCGUUGGCGGGUCUCGCGCAGCUUCACGCAGGAACAGUCUGGUGGGCGGAUCCCGGGCCGCAUCGCGACGGAACAGCCUGACUCGGUGAGAGUGAUUGCAUGAACAUGCACUCUAUGUUUUUAUGCUUCAAAAAUUACCUAUCACCGAGAUGAGAACUCGGACAUAAUGAUCAUGCCUAGAUGCUAUGUACACUGAAAUGUGAAAAAUGUCUAUACAUUAUACCCUUC
Aspergillus steynii IBT 23096 is the source of this 1861-nucleotide messenger RNA. RefSeq names its product MFS general substrate transporter. The transcript has 3 exons. Lineage: Eukaryota; Fungi; Ascomycota; Eurotiomycetes; Eurotiales; Aspergillaceae. Gene Ontology annotation, molecular function: transmembrane transporter activity. Bases 1 to 1722 code for a protein of 573 amino acids. The record is from RefSeq and is a predicted model, not a curated record. Gene Ontology annotation, biological process: transmembrane transport.